Messenger RNA from Talaromyces proteolyticus, 769 nucleotides. RefSeq names its product putative iron/copper transporter Atx1. The record is from RefSeq and is a predicted model, not a curated record. Gene Ontology annotation, biological process: copper ion transport. Gene Ontology annotation, molecular function: copper chaperone activity; metal ion binding. Gene Ontology annotation, cellular component: cytosol. The transcript has 2 exons. The coding region runs from base 319 to 558 and encodes 79 amino acids. NCBI's taxonomy places the organism in Eukaryota, Fungi, Ascomycota, Eurotiomycetes, Eurotiales, Trichocomaceae.
AACCAGUACAGUGUACGCUAAUGCGAACUGACACGCAUGAGUAAUACUCCGAUACAAUGUCGACAUCUGGCUGUAAGGCGGCGAGCCCCCCCGCCUCCAAGGUGCAUUUGUCAUUCCGAACCACCUAAAGUGUCAGCGGUGUUUCAUACUCCUCUAAAACCCUCACACAACUUUUUCCUAGUUGGCGAUAAAUCUUGAUACUGUGAAUAUAUUUAAAUUAAACACCAAGUCGCGUUUCCCAAGGAACCUCGAUCAUCAAGCAAGUCGCCGGUUUUAUUCUACCCCGCAUACAUCACAGACUCCUUACCAUUUGUCAAUAUGGCUGAACACCAGUACAAAUUCAAUGUCUCCAUGAGCUGCGGAGGAUGCUCUGGCGCCGUGGAGAGAGUAUUGAAAAAGCUAGAUGGUGUCAAAUCAUACGAUGUCAGUUUGGAGUCGCAGACUGCCACCGUCAUCACCGAACCCUCUCUGCCUUACGACACUGUUCUUGCGACUAUCAAAAAGACCGGCAAGACUGUAAACAGUGGUGAGGCAGAUGGAACACCUCAAGAGAUAUAAAGAUGGUCGACGGAUGAAGAGCAAUAUCUACACAUAUAGAUUGUUAGUCGGCCGUGUCAUACACAUUUUCGAUAUCCAAGCUUAGCCAGCUAUCACGCUCCUGCAUUUUGAAUCCUAUACGCACAUACCUUGUUAUUCGAAUCUAUACUAAUUUAUGGAUUGAAAUCCGAUAUUCUUAUAAAUUGAAACUAAAUGUCUUCGAAAAUCAAAU